Lotus japonicus is the source of this 1626-nucleotide messenger RNA. RefSeq lists its product as uncharacterized. The record is from RefSeq and is a predicted model, not a curated record. Lineage: Eukaryota; Viridiplantae; Streptophyta; Magnoliopsida; Fabales; Fabaceae. The transcript has a single exon. The coding region runs from base 1 to 1626 and encodes 541 amino acids.
AUGGCGCGAUUCAGCAAAAUGGCUGUUCAACUGGAGGAAGAUAGCCCAGAUGUAUGUGUGGCGUCUUUCAAAAACGGACUUCGGGCAGGACCUUUGAAUCGUGAUUUAACAAGGCGCCCGACGCGUGAUAUGAUAGAUCUCCGAGCUAGAGUUCAAGAAUUUCUUUUGAUAGAGCAAAACGAUCAAAACAAGAAGGAGAGAGAAGAUUGGAGAAAAGGUACCCAACCAGUCACUGUUCCACCAGAAAAGCCCAAGGCGGGAAAAGAUGCAAGGCAAGCUUUGAUUCCUCGCCAACCAAGACCUGACCCAUAUCUGAAUUCAAAACUGGGAUUCCAAAGCAACACUUGGCACAAGAAUUCCCAAGGAGUUUGCCCAACUCAGGCGACUCAGCCAGCUGCCUCACCAAACGCUGCCCCACUCACCAAAUUAAAUGCGCCUUUAAGCACAAUACUGAGGGUUGUGGGUCAGACGAAUGUUGUGCAAUACCCACCACCGCCUAGGCGACCACCAUCUAAUGUCGAUACUAACAGGUGGUGUGAAUUUCACAAAGGUUUAGGACACACCACGGACAACUGCUGGACCUUGCGGCGAGAGAUCGAUCGAUUGAUUAAAGCAGGACGUUUAGCAAAUUUUGUUAAAGAUGCUACAGCACAAGAGCCCGCCAAGGCAACUCAGGGCGAUAAAGGAAAAGGCAAGGAAGUGGUGGAGGAAUUAGGCGAUCCUGUGGGUGAAUUUGCAUCUAUCGCAGGAGGAUUUGGUGGUGGCGAUAUUUCCAGCAAAGCUAGAAAGAGAUAUGUAGCGGCGGUGCACUCAGUGCACGAGGCAUAUGAAGGAGCAUGCUGGUUGAAUCACUCACCGAUCACGUUCCCCCCUCAGGAUUUUGCUCAUGUAAUCCCACAUGACAAUGAUCCGAUAGUCGUAAUAAUCAGAGUCAACAAUUACAAAACAAAGAAAGUGUUUUUGCACCAGGGAUCCUCGGCUGACAUUAUUUAUGGUGAUGCAUUCAAUCGCCUAGGUCUAAAAGAAUCAGAUUUAAAACCAUACUCAAGAACUUUGGUUGGAUUCACCGGCGAUCGUGUCAAUGUGCGAGGCUACGUAGAAAUCCCAAUUGCUUUUGGAGAGGGGGAAUUUGUCAAAAAAUUCCAAGCCAAGUACUUGGUAUUAGCAUGUCGGGCAAAUUAUAACGCCUUCUUGGGGCAAGAUACUCUUAACAAGUUGUGUGCUGUAAUAUCAACCGCACAUUUAACCAUAAAGUAUCCGGCGUGCAACAGGAAAAUUGGAAUUUUGCGUGUGGAUCAGAAUGCAGCAAGGGAGUGCUAUCUUAGGAGUGUGGCUCUCUAUGGCAGAAAGGCCGCCAAGGAGAGUCAUCGAAUUACAGACAUUUUCCCACAGGAAGGGUUUACACUGGACCCAAGAGACGACGUUGACGAUUUUCGCCCGCAGCCUUUGGAAGAAACUAAAUCCGCAAAAGUCAAGAAUAAGGUAUUGAAAAUCGGUAGUAGCUUGUCAAAGGAUCUAGAGGAACGGUUGAUUGCCCUCUUAGGUGAUAAUUUGGAUCUAUUUGCUUGGACGAUCAAUGAUGUACCAGGAAUUGAUCCUAAUAUAAUCACUCACAAGUUGGCUUGA